This is a messenger RNA of Cinclus cinclus, 933 nucleotides long. RefSeq names its product chromosome 8 C1orf226 homolog (gene C8H1orf226). The record is from RefSeq and is a predicted model, not a curated record. Lineage: Eukaryota; Metazoa; Chordata; Aves; Passeriformes; Cinclidae.
AUGCAGUGCCCUUUGCAGCCCUGGCAUGGCCUGGCUGCCCACAGCCUCUGCAGGGCUGUAGGAACAUCCUCCCAACCCCCAAAAUUGUUUUCCCAUUGUGCUUGUGGGCCGGCUCUGCUGGGACCCCCCUCCAGCCUGGCUCAUGUCCUCUCUGUUCCCUUUCCCCCUCCAGUGGACCAGAGCAUGUUUGAGAACGCCAGCGUCAGCACAGUGCCCAUGCCACAGGCACAGCACGUCCCUGCCACAGCAGGCACCGUGCCCCAGCCCUGGUGGCCUGCUGGCAGCCAGCACCUCCGCAACCUGGGCAAGGCCAUGGGUGCCAAGGUGAACGACCUGCUGCGCCGCAAGGAGCCGGCCAGCCUGCCUAGCAUGGGAGCCAUGGAAGUGAAUGCCAACGUGGGCGCCGUGCUGGCCGCGGGACAGCCAGCCGCUGAGGACGGGGCUGUGGAAUUGGAUGCCUUUCCCCGACUGGAACCCCCACCCCCCAUCACCAAGAAGCGGAUGCUGCGCACCCUGAAGACCCCCCAGGACAUGCUCAUCGCUCCACAGCCAGAGGGGACCAGCACGAGGAGUGGCACCGAUGAGCCUCUUGAACCACCCACAGCCUACGCUGACCCCACAGAGGAGCAGCUGGGGAUGGGGGAUCCAUCUCCUCCAGAAUGCCCUGGGGUCCCCAGUGUGACAGGCGCUCUAGAGCCCAGUGGGGACCAGCCUACCAGUGCCUUACCUGUGCCCGACCUCAUCCAUAAGGGCAGCCAGGAGAGCCAGUGGCAAGUGGCUGAGAGGGCCACUGAGAUGUCAGCCAGCACAGAGAAGCCCUCAUGGAGACCGGGGCUGGAGCAUGAGCCACCAGGGAGCACAGGGUGGCCAGAGCCACGUAGCCCUGGCUGGGAGGUGGAGGGGGCCCAUCCUGACCUACUGUCCUUUGAGUAG